AUGUCGGCGCCUACUACCAGUGGCUCCUCUCCCUCGCCUUCCGCCGACCUCCUCGCUCGGCUCCGCGCAGACUAUAAGGCAGCGGACCAAUCCCACGUCUUCACCUUCUACGACACCCUAUCUCCCUCGGACCAAUCCUCCCUCCUUGCGCAGCUCGACUCUAUCGACGUGCACCGCGUCAAUCGGAUCUACAAGAACGCCGUCGCCGCGGACAGCCCCCACACCCCCGUCAUCCAGCACAAGGAGCUCGAGGACGUCCAGGCCCACAAGUCCGGCGCCACGCUCACCGUCGCCGAGACCUUAGGCAACCUUAUUGGUCGGUCUCGUACCCCUUCCCCUCCUCCUACCGCCGAAUGGUCUCCUCUCCGGGAUGAAGACUGCGCCACGGUUAUCAACAACCAGGCGGAAGAGGCGGAAUGGCGCGAGAUUGGCCUGAAGGCUAUCGCGGAUAAUUCGGUUGCGGUGCUCUUGCUCGCUGGCGGGCAGGGGACCAGACUGGGAUCGUCUCUCCCGAAAGGGAUGUAUGAUAUUGGUCUGCCCUCCAAAUCCUCCUUAUUUGCGCUUCAGGCGGGGCGGAUUGCCAAGCUCGCGAGGAUGGCGGAGAGCAAGUAUGGAAAGAAGGACGGGAGCGUCAGUAUCAGGUGGUAUGUCAUGACGAGUGGGCCGACGCGGCCGGAGACGGAACGGUUCUUCAAGGAGCAGGGAUACUUUGGCCUGAACGAGAAGGACGUGAUCUUCUUCGAGCAGGGCGUCCUUCCCGCUCUGUCGAACGAGGGAAAACUCCUUCUCGCCUCUCCCUCAUCCCUCUCGGUCGCUCCUGACGGGAAUGGCGGUCUGUACGCCUCGCUCCGGCGCCCCAUGCGCUCCUCGGACCCCUCAUCCCCCUCCAUCCUCGCCGACAUGCGCUCAAAUGGCAUCCAACACAUCCACGUCUACGGCGUCGACAACUGCCUCGUCCGCGUCGCCGACCCCGUCUUCAUCGGCGUCUGCAUCUCCCGGAAAUCAGAAUGUGGUGCCAAAGUCGUGCGCAAGACCAUCCCCACCGAAUCCGUCGGCGUCGUCGCUCGCCGUGGCCAAACAUUCGGCGUCGUUGAGUACUCGGAGCUCUCGCGCGAAAAGUCGGAAAUGCGGCAUUCGAGCGGCCAGCUCGCUUUCCGCGCGGCCAACAUUGUCAAUCACUACUUUACGAUGGACUUUUUGGAUCGGGUCGAGGCGAUGGAGCGCAAGAUGGCGUUCCAUAUCGCCCGCAAAAAGAUCCCUACGGUGUCGCUGGAGGAUGGCUCGCCUGUCAAGCCGUCAGAACCGAACGGGAUGAAGCUGGAGCUGUUCGUCUUUGACGUAUUCCCGUAUACGGACAGUCUGACGGUGUUGGAGGUGGAGAGGCAGGAGGAGUUCUCGCCCCUCAAGAAUGCGCCCGGAAGCGCGACGGACGGGCCAGAGACGAGUCGGAGGGAUCUGCUGGCGCAGCAGAAGAGGUGGUUGGAGGCGCAGGGGGCCAAGUUGGCAGAUGGGGCGGAGGUGGAGGUGUUGCCGCAGGUCACGUAUGGCGGGGAGGGGCUGGAGUGGGCGAGCGGGAAGCAUUUCGAGAAGAGCGAAGUCAUCAGGGAGGCGGGGAAGGUGGAGGGUCUGUCUGCUUAA
Messenger RNA from Dioszegia hungarica, 1638 nucleotides. Its product is annotated as nucleotide-diphospho-sugar transferase. The transcript is spliced from 2 exons. Gene Ontology annotation, biological process: UDP-N-acetylglucosamine biosynthetic process. Gene Ontology annotation, molecular function: UDP-N-acetylglucosamine diphosphorylase activity. The coding region runs from base 1 to 1638 and encodes 545 amino acids. The record is from RefSeq and is a predicted model, not a curated record. NCBI's taxonomy places the organism in Eukaryota, Fungi, Basidiomycota, Tremellomycetes, Tremellales, Bulleribasidiaceae.